Messenger RNA from Komagataella phaffii GS115, 1758 nucleotides. RefSeq lists its product as uncharacterized. Bases 1 to 1758 code for a protein of 585 amino acids. Gene Ontology annotation, biological process: rRNA processing. The record is from RefSeq and is a predicted model, not a curated record. The transcript has a single exon. Gene Ontology annotation, cellular component: nucleus. Gene Ontology annotation, molecular function: protein binding. NCBI's taxonomy places the organism in Eukaryota, Fungi, Ascomycota, Pichiomycetes, Pichiales, Pichiaceae.
AUGAUUUCGUCUACAACAUGGGUUCCCAGAGGCUUCCCCUCGGAGUUUCCCGAGAAAUAUGAAAUGAACGAUGUUGAGAUGGAGAGAAUUGAAGCCAUGGCCAAUUUGAAACUGAAAGAUGCCCAGGAUGAGCUGGCCGAAACACAGAAAGAUGAUUCUGAUAUUUCAGAAAUGAAAGCCAACAUCAACAAAUCUAUAGCUAGCAAACUACAGUCUCAAGAUGACAUUGAUGAUGAUCUAAAGGAAUAUGAUUUAGAACAUUACGAUGAUGACGAAACGUAUGAGGAUUCUGUUGCCAAUGGCCUCAAAGUCUCGAUGCUACCUGGGUUAUCAAGUACGGGUGCCCGUUACCACGAAGAUGAGAACAACGCAGAUGGUGACGCAUACAUCACUCUUCCAACGGAACGUGAAAUUUUAGAAGAGAAACAAGAGUUGCAAGUAUACCCCACAGACAAUAUGAUCCUUUCCACCAGAACUGAAGACGAUAUCUCCUUUUUAGAUGUUUACGUAUACGACGACGGUGCUGGAGCCCCUGAUGGCGCUGAAGAAGAGGACGGCGACAAAUUCGAUCCUGAUGUGGCCCGUGGAAUGACCAGAGAUCCUAGUUUGUACGUACAUCAUGAUAUCAUGUUACCCUCGUUUCCUCUGUGUGUCGAAUGGUUGAGUUACAAGCCAUUCGGACCAAAUGACAAUAGCAAUGUUGCCAACUUUGCUGCAGUUGGUACUUUGGAUCCCCAGAUUGAAAUCUGGAACCUGGACUGUGUAGACAAGGCUUUUCCAGACGUGAUUUUGGGCGAGCCAGAAGAGAAUAGUGUUGCUGGUCUUACCAAGAAGAAGACUAAGAAAAACAAGAAAGGAUCUCAUGUAACUACCCAUCACACUGAUGCAGUUCUUUCUUUAUCUCAUAACAGAAGUUUUAGAUCCGUGCUAGCUUCUUGUUCAGCCGACUGCACAGUUAAAUUGUGGGAUUUGAACCAAGCUCAAUGUGUUAGGUCCAUGAAUAAGAUUCAUCAGGGUAAACAGAUAUCUUCCUCCCAAUGGAGUGAAGAAAAUGGGUCCAUACUAUUGACUGGUGGUUAUGAUGGGUAUGUAUCCUUGACAGACGUCCGAAUUACUGAAGAGAAAUCAAUGACCAAAAGAUUCGUGGUUGGAUCAGGAAAUGAAGAAGUGGAAACCGCCUGCUGGGGACCCGAGAAAACUGUUUAUGCGGGUACCGAUCAAGGUAACAUCUACUGUUUAGAUAUCAGAGCAGAGAAGUCGUUAUGGACUUUACAUGCACAUGAUUCAGGUAUCUCCACCCUGGAUCGUAAUAGAUUUGUGGAUGGCUUGCUGGCGACAGGAGCUAUGGGAGACAAAAACCUCAAGUUGUGGAAUGUUCCGACGUCAACGAACUCAGGAAAUCCUUCGAUGAUUCUGAGCAGAGAUUUUGGUGUGGGUAACGUGCUCGCCUCAUCCUUUGCCCCAGAUGUCGAAGUGGCAGGCUUCAUUACGAUUGGAGGUGCUUCCGGAUCACUACAAAUUUGGGAUUCUCUAUCAAACCGCACAGUUAGAAAGAGUUUAGGUGGCCAGUUAAAGAGCUUACAAGAUCAGGCCAGAGAACGAGCAAUGGAAUUAGGUCGCAGCUCUAGGAUCAGUCGUAAAUACAGAACCGAGCACGAGCAGAUUAUGGUUCCUGAUGCUGGGGAAGAUGACGAUGAUGAACGACUGGAAGCUGCACCAGAGACAGAGCAAGUCGAAGUUGAUGACGAGUUUGUAUGA